CCCUUCGGCGGCAGCACGGAGAAGGUGACGUUUCUCCGGCGGACGGAGCGCACAGAUCAGAGCCAUUCUUUCCGUAGCUCGGUUCAUCCGCUAGCGCUAUCGGUUCAGUCGAUCAGGGACAAGGAAAGUGGAGGGGUCCCUCGGUCACCAUGGAGAACCCGGUGGAAAGCCUGCACAAGGAAGCCACUUGCUCCGUGUGCCUGGAGUAUUUCCGAGACCCGGUUUCCAUUGCUUGCGGCCACAGCUUUUGCCGCGCCUGCAUCACCCAGUGUUGGAAGGACCAGAGCACCAAUUUCUCCUGCCCGCAAUGCCGGGAAAUUGCCCUGCAGAGGAAUUUCAGACCCAACCGGGAGCUGGGAAACGUGGUGGAAAUCACCCGGAGGCUGAGCUUGCACGCCUUGCAAGGGGCCGCCGGGCAAGAAGAAGGAGAGGGGAGGCCGCUGUGCGAAAAGCAUCAGGAGGCGCUGAAGCUCUUUUGCAGCGAGGAGGAAAGCCUCAUCUGUUGUAUCUGCAGAGAGGCGCGGGCUCACCGGAGCCACACGGUCUUCCCCAUUGAAGAGGCCGCCCAGGAUUAUAAGAUAGGUUUGCUGCUUCCAGUGAAAAAUACUGAUGUGUUUGAUAAUUAUAGAUGA
Messenger RNA from Thamnophis elegans (Western terrestrial garter snake), 632 nucleotides. Its product is annotated as tripartite motif-containing protein 52-like. NCBI's taxonomy places the organism in Eukaryota, Metazoa, Chordata, Lepidosauria, Squamata, Natricidae. The transcript has 2 exons. The record is from RefSeq and is a predicted model, not a curated record. Gene Ontology annotation, molecular function: zinc ion binding. Bases 150 to 632 code for a protein of 160 amino acids.